Molecule: messenger RNA, 1249 nt
Organism: Musa acuminata AAA Group (dessert banana)
Lineage: Eukaryota; Viridiplantae; Streptophyta; Magnoliopsida; Zingiberales; Musaceae
Product: protein XRI1-like
Exons: 8
Coding region: 544-1101 (185 amino acids)
Biological process (GO): male meiotic nuclear division; female meiotic nuclear division
Source: RefSeq, a predicted model, not a curated record
CUUACGGUUUGUGUUUCUUUUUUGCCCUUUUAACAUUACUCUCUUGUCCAAUAACAGUCACUGUCGCAGAAAGACGCAGAUGCGAGGGGAGACGAGUGGCAGUGUCAUGGCGCGACUCCCACUCAAGGCCAAUUUUAGCAGUGAAAUAUGGGAAUGGCAAGGAGUCGAGUACUGUCUGCCCAGACAUUCACAAAAUGAAUUCUCUCACUUAUUCUGGGAUGAAGUAAGCCAAAAUGAGGAUCAUUUGUUUUGCAAUCUGAACGAGCAUACUCCCAUAAAAAAAUGUUCAAAUCUGGGCCACCAAAUUACUGAUGUCAGAGAUGCCACCACCAAAGGGUUAGAGGAAUGUAGGGAACCCCUGCAGCUUAAAAGGUGGCGCACACUGCAGUUCACAUCUGAUAGUACUGAGGUUGCAAAUGAGCAAAUGAACUCUGCUUUUUUGACAUCUAAGGUCCAUUUGUGUGAAGUCACCCUGCUGAGUAAACUGCAUCAUUACUUUUGUUGGCUUGUUUGUUUUUUUGGUACAGGUGAUGGAGUGUUCAAAUGGUGGAAGACGGGGUUUCAAAAAGCUUAGAGUGCAGUACUUUGGGCUUCUCUGAUGAUAGGUCAGCCUUUAAUUGUGGAGGGUUGGAUCAGUCAUCAGAUGAGUGGCUAGCAGAUUUCUUGAAUGAUAGCGAGAUACAAUGCAGCCCUGAUGAAAUGAAGAAUAUUGUGGUCUUUCAACUAGUUGAUGUUACGGAGUACUACCAUAAUUCACCUUCCAUGGAAACUGAUAUGGUGCCAGAGACUCCGGCUCCAGUGCAUCUGAAUGUUUUUCAAGGCAAGAAGUCUUACGUUAAAAUUCCAAGGAAGUUGAAUACCUCAAUUGCUUAUCCUUUUGCUCUCAUUGAACCUUGUGGAGUUCACAGUGAUGUCACUUUGAAUGACAUAAAUCAACGAAUUCAUGCUGCGCCACCAUCAAGAUUGAAGCAUAAGAAGCAUGAGGAUCCAUCCAUUUUUAAUCCCACAUCAGCUUUUUCUGGGAAGCCUGUAAUUGUCAAAACAAAAGUUCGCACCGAAGGGGGACAAUGUAGUAUUACAGUCAUGAGAACAAAAGGUUGAGUAAAUAAGACUUCUUAAAUAUUUUGUCUCUAGCCUCAUACAGAUCACCUUAUGAUGAUCUGCACAUUGAGCUGUGGCUAUAUACUGUAGAGAUACUAAGGCAUUUGCAAUCUUCUUGUGAUGUUGAAUACAUGUUGGAUUUUGUUCA